Molecule: messenger RNA, 5557 nt
Organism: Orbicella faveolata
Lineage: Eukaryota; Metazoa; Cnidaria; Anthozoa; Scleractinia; Merulinidae
Molecular function (GO): metal ion binding
Source: RefSeq, a predicted model, not a curated record
AGGUUUGGUUAUAAAUACUCAAAUACAGCAUUUUUUUCGAAAUUAGCAGAUGAUACACUACAAAUAAAUACACAGAUCACAAUUUCAUGGCCAACUUUUCAAGUAUUACGCUGUAAAUUCCAUUUCUGAGUUAGUUCCUCUUGAUUGGUCAGUGGUGCACUUCAUGUAAACUGACAUUAUGUUUCGUGAGCUGUCGCCUGACUGUUUUCAUAUCGCGGCGGAGAAAGUGACUUAAAAUUUGCAUGUCGACUGGAGUGAAAUUUACCAAAUCAGGAAUACCUAUUCCUUUAGAUUCCUUUGGAAAUGAGAUGUGUUUAUUGUUCAUCAAAUAUGGCAGAUGCCGAUUCAAGAAAAAAUGCAAAAAGUCUCACUGGACACCACCUUUGCCAGAUGAAGAGUAUCCAAGGUUACCACCUUUGCCACUGUCACCUCCCCCGUACUCAUCAUCUCUUGACAGCUACUCAUCUUCUAAGAGAAACAUUACUAGUCAACCGAUCGAAAGACAGAAUCUCCCAGCCAUUGAAAUGAGCUUUCAUCAGACAAAGUGUACUGCAUAUAUAGGAAAUGAUAACAUUGGUUUGGAAUCAACAGAGAGUGGGUUGCCAUAUUCACAAGGUUUCAUUGCUUCACAAAUGCCAAAGAACCUAGGAUGCUAUACACAAGAUGAAACCUUUGGAAUGGCACAGCCUUUGGUUCAAUAUAUGUCUGACAACAUUCAGACUGAUCCUGACCUUGGUUUUACUCAUACCUCAAGCACAUCUUCAAGAUCACCAACAAUUAUUUCAAAUUUUCAGGAUCUUAGUGUGAACACCACAAAACCAGUAAAUGAUUCAGAGUACAGUACAGUUGAAGAGGCCACCCCUGUUAAUGCAAAUUUGACUGCGCAACGGUUGGAAAAAACAGUGGAUAGAAUGGUACAAGAGAUCUAUCAGGGAAAAUACAGAUUUGAAUUUGUGUAUCAUCCAAAAAGGCAAACCAAAGGAAAUAACUGGAGAUACCAGAGCAACACUGAUCAGAGUUAUAAACAAUAUGGAGCUUAUUAUGACCGAGUGAGAGGGAAGCUUCAAGUUCAAAAUGAACCACACAAUAAGGUGGAAAAGAAAAGAUUAAAACUUUUGCGUAAAGCUCACUGGAACACUUGCCAAGUACUCAAAACAAGGCUGGCUCAACUACCACCAAGCUACUCCCUGAAUGUGAAUUUUGCACGAGUGAACUUUAACAGACUGCGGCCAUAUUUUUAUCUCUUAGUGCAGCAGUGCUUCUUCUGUGCGGAGCCAGCCGAGACACGAUGGAGACCAACUGCAUUUUCUUGUUUAAUGGCAGACACUCUGAUUGCUUUCUUCACAAAUUGUAAUAUCGCUCCAGUGGAGGCAGAAAAGAAGAUGCUGGAUUGGGGUGCACGGCCAGUCAGGGUGCGGCAGUGUAUUUCUCAUAUGUGGUCCAUUAUCGUGAAGUCUUCCUUAUCUACCGCUGGAGUUGCACAAGAAGUGAUGGCUUGUGAAAAGCAAGUGUUUGCGAAGAAACUAUGUGCGGUGGAUUACGCGUAUGCUUGUUCGCUGGCUGCACCAUUGAUGAAAGCGAAUGUGGACAGGUCAACACCCACAAUCACAAUAUCUGUCAGGCAAGGAAUUCAAGCUGCUAAGAAAGCAUCGCUUAUAGGACAGAAACCAAAAAUCUUGAAGUUGCAGAGAGUCGGUGAAAGUGUUAGUGUAAGGAUAAAAUCCUCUACAACACUUGAUAAAGGAGUUUCAAAUAGUAAGGGAGUGACUUGCAAGAAAAAGAGAAGAACUCGAAGGUCACGGCAACUUUCGUUACUAGAUCAGCAAGGCAAACAGGAUUUGCAGAAACGUUGUAAAACGAUUCUUGACAAUGCGGUGGAUUGUCCUUAAGCUCGACUUCGCCGAAAUGUUACUUCUGCGUUGCGUCACACACGCGUUAUGUUUCGUUAGCUACGCUUUGUAGGAGUAUGGCGGUUAUGGCUCCUGGUUGUGUGGGCCAGGUUACGUUGUGUUACAUUACACGUGCUUUACGUGGAAUACGUUACGUUUUGUUAUGGCAUGUGCGCGCUUUUUCUGCUUCGCUACGUUGUUACAUUAGUACGUUACAGUGAGUGUCACGAGCACCCGCCUGCCUAGUUGUGUGGAACACGUUACGCUCUGUACGUUACGUAGUGUGGAAUACGUUAUGUGUUUUACGUGGACCGCGCAACGUUUUGUUAUGGCACGUGCGCGUUAUUUGUGCUUCGUUGUUACGUUACGCUUUGUAGUGCAUGUCAAGAGCACCCGCCCGCCUAGUUGUGUAAAAUACUUUAUGCUCUGAACGUUACGUUGUGUGAUAUAUGUUACGUGCUCACGUGGACUACGUUACGUUUUGUUUUGGUAUGUGCGCGUUGUACCUGUCUUGUUGUGUAGAAUACGUUACGCUUUGUAAUGUUACAAACCGUUAUAAGUGAAAAAAAUCUCGAGCUUUAUAAAAUAACUGAGCCCCCGUGUUUAUUCAUUCUUGGCGUACCUUGGUUGCGAACUGCAGCUCUUCGAAAUUAAUCGUCGACCGCUUAUUUCGCUCGUGUGUUUCUCGCUUUGUUACGUGCUCACGUGGACUACGUUACGUUUUGUUUUGGUAUGUGCGCGUUGUACCUGUCUUGUUGUGUAGAAUACGUUACGCUUUGUAAUGUUACAAACCGUUAUAAGUGAAAAAAAUCUCGAGCUUUAUAAAAUAACUGAGCCCCCGUGUUUAUUCAUUCUUGGCGUACCUUGGUUGCGAACUGCAGCUCUUCGAAAUUAAUCGUCGACCGCUUAUUUCGCUCGUGUGUUUCUCGCUUUGUUACGUGCUCACGUGGACUACGUUACGUUUUGUUUUGGUAUGUGCGCGUUGUACCUGUCUUGUUGUGUAGAAUACGUUACGCUUUGUAAUGUUACAAACCGUUAUAAGUGAAAAAAAUCUCGAGCUUUAUAAAAUAACUGAGCCCCCGUGUUUAUUCAUUCUUGGCGUACCUUGGUUGCGAACUGCAGCUCUUCGAAAUUAAUCGUCGACCGCUUAUUUCGCUCGUGUGUUUCUCGCUUUGUUACGUGCUCACGUGGACUACGUUACGUUUUGUUUUGGUAUGUGCGCGUUGUACCUGUCUUGUUGUGUAGAAUACGUUACGCUUUGUAAUGUUACAAACCGUUAUAAGUGAAAAAAAUCUCGAGCUUUAUAAAAUAACUGAGCCCCCGUGUUUAUUCAUUCUUGGCGUACCUUGGUUGCGAACUGCAGCUCUUCGAAAUUAAUCGUCGACCGCUUAUUUCGCUCGUGUGUUUCUCGCUUUGUUACGUGCUCACGUGGACUACGUUACGUUUUGUUUUGGUAUGUGCGCGUUGUACCUGUCUUGUUGUGUAGAAUACGUUACGCUUUGUAAUGUUACAAACCGUUAUAAGUGAAAAAAAUCUCGAGCUUUAUAAAAUAACUGAGCCCCCGUGUUUAUUCAUUCUUGGCGUACCUUGGUUGCGAACUGCAGCUCUUCGAAAUUAAUCGUCGACCGCUUAUUUCGCUCGUGUGUUUCUCGCUUUGUUACGUGCUCACGUGGACUACGUUACGUUUUGUUUUGGUAUGUGCGCGUUGUACCUGUCUUGUUGUGUAGAAUACGUUACGCUUUGUAAUGUUACAAACCGUUAUAAGUGAAAAAAAUCUCGAGCUUUAUAAAAUAACUGAGCCCCCGUGUUUAUUCAUUCUUGGCGUACCUUGGUUGCGAACUGCAGCUCUUCGAAAUUAAUCGUCGACCGCUUAUUUCGCUCGUGUGUUUCUCGCUUUGUUACGUGCUCACGUGGACUACGUUACGUUUUGUUUUGGUAUGUGCGCGUUGUACCUGUCUUGUUGUGUAGAAUACGUUACGCUUUGUAAUGUUACAAACCGUUAUAAGUGAAAAAAAUCUCGAGCUUUAUAAAAUAACUGAGCCCCCGUGUUUAUUCAUUCUUGGCGUACCUUGGUUGCGAACUGCAGCUCUUCGAAAUUAAUCGUCGACCGCUUAUUUCGCUCGUGUGUUUCUCGCUUUGUUACGUGCUCACGUGGACUACGUUACGUUUUGUUUUGGUAUGUGCGCGUUGUACCUGUCUUGUUGUGUAGAAUACGUUACGCUUUGUAAUGUUACAAACCGUUAUAAGUGAAAAAAAUCUCGAGCUUUAUAAAAUAACUGAGCCCCCGUGUUUAUUCAUUCUUGGCGUACCUUGGUUGCGAACUGCAGCUCUUCGAAAUUAAUCGUCGACCGCUUAUUUCGCUCGUGUGUUUCUCGCUUUGUUACGUGCUCACGUGGACUACGUUACGUUUUGUUUUGGUAUGUGCGCGUUGUACCUGUCUUGUUGUGUAGAAUACGUUACGCUUUGUAAUGUUACAAACCGUUAUAAGUGAAAAAAAUCUCGAGCUUUAUAAAAUAACUGAGCCCCCGUGUUUAUUCAUUCUUGGCGUACCUUGGUUGCGAACUGCAGCUCUUCGAAAUUAAUCGUCGACCGCUUAUUUCGCUCGUGUGUUUCUCGCUUUGUUACGUGCUCACGUGGACUACGUUACGUUUUGUUUUGGUAUGUGCGCGUUGUACCUGUCUUGUUGUGUAGAAUACGUUACGCUUUGUAAUGUUACAAACCGUUAUAAGUGAAAAAAAUCUCGAGCUUUAUAAAAUAACUGAGCCCCCGUGUUUAUUCAUUCUUGGCGUACCUUGGUUGCGAACUGCAGCUCUUCGAAAUUAAUCGUCGACCGCUUAUUUCGCUCGUGUGUUUCUCGCUUUGUUACGUGCUCACGUGGACUACGUUACGUUUUGUUUUGGUAUGUGCGCGUUGUACCUGUCUUGUUGUGUAGAAUACGUUACGCUUUGUAAUGUUACAAACCGUUAUAAGUGAAAAAAAUCUCGAGCUUUAUAAAAUAACUGAGCCCCCGUGUUUAUUCAUUCUUGGCGUACCUUGGUUGCGAACUGCAGCUCUUCGAAAUUAAUCGUCGACCGCUUAUUUCGCUCGUGUGUUUCUCGCUUUGUUACGUGCUCACGUGGACUACGUUACGUUUUGUUUUGGUAUGUGCGCGUUGUACCUGUCUUGUUGUGUAGAAUACGUUACGCUUUGUAAUGUUACAAACCGUUAUAAGUGAAAAAAAUCUCGAGCUUUAUAAAAUAACUGAGCCCCCGUGUUUAUUCAUUCUUGGCGUACCUUGGUUGCGAACUGCAGCUCUUCGAAAUUAAUCGUCGACCGCUUAUUUCGCUCGUGUGUUUCUCGCUUUGUUACGUGCUCACGUGGACUACGUUACGUUUUGUUUUGGUAUGUGCGCGUUGUACCUGUCUUGUUGUGUAGAAUACGUUACGCUUUGUAAUGUUACAAACCGUUAUAAGUGAAAAAAAUCUCGAGCUUUAUAAAAUAACUGAGCCCCCGUGUUUAUUCAUUCUUGGCGUACCUUGGUUGCGAACUGCAGCUCUUCGAAAUUAAUCGUCGACCGCUUAUUUCGCUCGUGUGUUUCUCGCUUCUCGCUUCUCGUACGCUUGAUCCACGAGAGAGGAUCAAGACUGAAUCAUGAUCCACGGUACACAGGGGGUGGGGGUGGGGGAUGG